UUUUUGCCUUACUGUCAACCACUUUGGCAUUGCUCUCUCAGAAAAUGCAACACAAAAAGAAAUAACAGGUGUAAAUAAGAUCUCUCUCCUUUCUCUCUCUCACAAGAUUUUAGGGUUUUUCUUUCUCUCUCUGAAUCCAUAAGUCCCCGAUUCAGAUUCCUACACUACUCUUCUUCCCCAGCUCCGCUCUCUCAAGCUAUUGAGCUAAAAAGCACCAAAUUUUGACAACCAAUUUCAAUUGAGUUUUUUUUCCCCUUUCUCUCACUUCCUUUUUGGUGGUUGCGGAUUUUAGUGAAAAUUUCCAUUUGCUACUUGUUUGGUUUGAUUUGGUGAAGCUUCGGUGGAGAGCAGAAAAUAAUGAAGAUUUGUAUUAAUAUGAGUCCAGGUUGAUUUUGAAUUAAAGACAUUUUCAUUUGAUAAAUCCGACGACAAAGAUCAUGAGAUCAUUCAUAUACUAAAAAAGAUGAAAAAAAGAUCAUCAAUUCUUGAUUGCGCCAUGUGCCUUUGAGCUUAUUGUAGCAGUCUCAGUUGAGUAAGAUUUGAAUUUUAAACUCCAAUGUUGUAAAUUUUUUUGGGGAUUAGAGUUUAAAGUUAGAAACUUUGUAGGAUUGGGAUGGGGGAUUCAGUUAGUGAUAAAUGUAAUGGUAAAGAUAGGAUUCUAAAUUUGAUAGCUGCAAGAAAGUCAUUGAAGCUAAGCUUGGACAAAUCAAAAGCUUUAGGCUCUUCUCUUGAGAAAGCAGGGCCUAGAUUAGAUGAGAUUAACCAAAGAUUGCCUUCUUUAGAGGCUGCAGUCCGCCCCAUUCGUGCAGACAAAGAUGCCCUUGCUGCUGUCGGAGGCCACAUUAACCGUGCUGUUGGUCCUGCUGCUGCAGUUCUUAAGGUUUUUGAUGCGGUUCAUGGGUUAGAAAAAUCACUGUUAUCAGAUCCAAAGAAUGAUCUUUCUGGAUAUCUGUCUGUAUUGAAGCGUCUCGAAGAGGCAUUGAGGUUUUUGGGGGACAAUUGUGGAUUGGCAAUUCAGUGGCUGGAGGAUAUAGUUGAGUAUUUGGAGGAUAAUACUGUAGCAGAUGAGCGGUACCUUUCGAAUUUGAAGAAGUCAUUGAAGAGUCUUAGGGAGUUGCAAAAUGAAGAUAAAAAAGCCAGCCUUGAUGGUGGACUUCUAGAUGCUGCAUUAGAUAAAUUAGAAGGUGAGUUCAGACGUCUUUUGACAGAACAUAGUGUGCCGCUCCCUAUGUCAUCACCUCCGUCACUGGGUCAACAGGCAGUGAUUGCACCGUCACCAUUACCUGUGAGUGUAAUUCAGAAGCUGCAAGCUAUUCUUGGGCGGUUGAUUGCGAAUAAUAGGCUUGAAAAGUGCAUAUCAAUUUAUGUUGAAGUUCGUGGUUCAAAUGUUAGAGCUAGUCUGCAGGCGCUUGAUUUGGAUUAUCUUGAGAUCUCUAUAGCUGAAUUCAAUGAUGUGCAGAGCAUAGAGGUCUAUAUUGCUAAGUGGGGCAAGCAUUUGGAGUUUGCAGUGAAGCACUUGUUUGAAGCGGAGUACAAGCUUUGUAAUGAUGUUUUUGAAAGGAUUGGAUUGGAUGUGUGGAUGGGAUGCUUUGCAAAAAUAGCUGCUCAAGCAGGUAUUCUUGCAUUUCUUCAAUUUGGCAAAACUGUCACAGAAAGUAAGAAGGAUCCGAUCAAGCUUUUGAAGUUGUUGGAUAUUUUCACAUCUCUGAACAAGUUAAGGCUGGAUUUCAACAGGCUUUUUGGCGGUGCAGCCUGUAUGGAAAUCCAAAAUCUCACAAGGGAUCUCAUUAAGAGGGUGAUUGAUGGGGCAGCUGAGAUCUUCUGGGAACUACUACUUCAGGUGGAGUUGCAGAGGCAGAUCCCACCACCUCCUGAUGGUGGUGUCCCUAGACUAGUAAGCUUUAUUACUGAUUACUGUAAUAAGCUUAUUGGGGAUGACUAUAAGCCUAUUCUGACCCAGGUUCUGCUUAUUCAUCGGAGCUGGAAGCAUGAGAGGUUUCAGGAGAGGCUCCUCUUUACUGAGGUGCUGAACAUAAUUAAAGCCAUUGAGCUCAAUUUGGAGACAUGGACAAAAGCUUACGAGGAUGCUAUCCUAUCUAACCUUUUUGCGAUGAACAAUCAUUAUCAUUUGUACAAGCACUUAAAAGGAACAAAACUUGGAGAUCUCUUAGGGGAUUCUUGGUUAAGAGAACAUGAGCAAUACAAGGACUAUUAUGCCACAAUCUUCUUGAGAGAUAGCUGGGGAAAGCUUCCGGGACAUUUAAGUCGAGAAGGUCUUAUUCUUUUCUCAGGUGGUCGUGCCACUGCUCGUGAUCUUGUCAAGAAAAGGCUGAAAAAUUUUAAUGAAGCUUUUGAUGAAAUGUACAAGAAGCAGUCAAAUUGGGUUAUGCCAGAGAGAGAUCUCAGGGAGAAGACCUGCCAGUUGAUUGUGCAGGCAGUUGUGCCUGUUUAUCGAAGUUAUAUGCAGAACUAUGGGCCCUUGGUUGAGCAGGAUGGAAGCUCCAGCAAAUAUGCAAAAUACUCCGUGCAGACUUUGGAGCACAUGCUCGCUUCUUUGUUUCAACCUAGGCCAGGAAGAUAUGGAAGCUUCAAAGGCAGGCAGCUUAGUGAUAAAUUCAAUAAUGGGGUAGCAGAUCUUCGUCGGACAGCAUCUGCGGUUGUGUGAUUGUCCAGUUAUCAGUCUCUCAUGUUUAGCCUGAAAGGCAACCAUACUCGAGCAUCCACUCCAUUGCUACAUAGUCAAUUCUUGUUCUGUACAUAUUUAUAUAUUUAUGGGCGUGGAACUGUUUAAUGGCAUCUUUCUUUCAGAGAAGGAACUUUCUUUUCCUCGUGACUCUUGUCAGACCAAUGGCUGAGGUUUUCUUGCUGCUAAGAAUUUUCAUAAGCUAAUUAAGUGCAACAUAAACAAUCUCUAAUGCCUUGGGGAUUCUGCGAACCGAUGAGUUCUGAGCUCUAGACGUUAUGGUGAAGGCUUACAUGGGCUUGGCAAAAACCGUAGAUAAUACUUGAAGGUAUAGCUUAUCAUUUUACUUUCAUUUUUACUCAUUGAUUUAGUUAGUAGAAGUUGGUUGUAAAAACCUUGUAUGCUAGAUGUCAUGUAUAAUUCUUUGAGAUGAAGAGUAAUUAGAGGUCUAGCCAGGAUGAAAUUGUUUACUGCUCAGAAUUCUGAAAUGGUCACAAGUAUAUGCUUAUGGAUGAUUGUCAGCCAUUGGUGCAAUUGUAUUACAAGAGCCUUGAAUGUAUUGAAAGGCAGAACCACUGUUGGCAAUAAAAUGUUUUCUAAUU
Molecule: messenger RNA, 3285 nt
Organism: Ricinus communis (castor bean)
Lineage: Eukaryota; Viridiplantae; Streptophyta; Magnoliopsida; Malpighiales; Euphorbiaceae
Product: exocyst complex component EXO70A1
Exons: 1
Coding region: 614-2665 (683 amino acids)
Biological process (GO): exocytosis
Cellular component (GO): exocyst
Molecular function (GO): phosphatidylinositol-4,5-bisphosphate binding
Source: RefSeq, a predicted model, not a curated record